AAGUAUAUAUGAAAACCAAACCUGAAAAUUCGCAAUCUUUGAAUAAAAAAAAAGCAAUUAAAUAGAACCACAUUUGCAAAUGAAAUGUAUGCCAUUGUUUUGGAACUUACCCUCGAUUGGAGAUUUGGCAAAUAGUGCCAAUUAUGUGUCUCGCGGGUGCAAACAAACUCCUUUCUGAGCGUGUCUUGUGCAAACAGUGAAAACAAAUAUAGCAAACUUAUAGAUCCCGAGAUCAGAGGCAGAAGGAACAGGGAGGUAUUUGCCCUGGGCAAAUAACUCAAAUGUUGAUGCUGCGUGGGUGAGAAGGUUUGCCGGUUGGGUGGUGCUAUAAAAGCCUAGGGGAAGCUCUUUCGAAAGCACAGUUCCCAGUUCCAAGUAUCUGAUCCACAACAAGAUGCGAUUCCACUGCGUGCUGAUCCUUUCCUGCUUCCUGGCGGUGGCCAAUAGCGCCUCGACCCCAGCAGAUCCAACAACAAGCACUCCGACCGCUUCCGAUCCGACAACAAGCACUCCGACGACGUCCACCUCCCCCACCACGUCCGAUCCGACCACCUCGACCUCAUCCAAUUCCACGACUGCCACCACAGCCACCACUGUGGCCCCCACGACCACAUCCACCACUACCACCACCACGGAGGCUUCGUCUUCCGACAAGAAGAAAGUAAAACACAUUAUCCGUGCGACUGAGGAAACCAUCAAGCCCGCGCAAACUAGCAUAUAG
Drosophila suzukii is the source of this 721-nucleotide messenger RNA. The record is from RefSeq and is a predicted model, not a curated record. Lineage: Eukaryota; Metazoa; Arthropoda; Insecta; Diptera; Drosophilidae.